CUCUUUGCUUUAUGACUCCUAAUCUCUAUCCCCAAGCUCUCCAACCUGGAGCGCCAUUUUCCUCUAUUCCACUCUAAUCAGAUCCCUGACCAUAGAAAGCAUGCUUCCUCUCUACUUUAUCGCCGUCUAGCCACCACGCCCUUGAUCUUUUUCUCUUUUCCCCCUAAAUCGUUUGAAAUCUUUCUAUCUAUCUACCUAUCCGUUUAUUUAUUUGUAUCCAGCCUCUUUCUGUUAUUGCUCUGUUCUCCUUUGGUUGUGUUGUAUCCGUUUUUAGUUUAAUGUAAGUAACAAAGCUUUUCUUUUAUUUAUUUAUUUGUAGAAGGAAGAGGAGAAAUGAAGAACUCGGUGUCGGAUCGAGACCUCUUCAUUGACAGCGAGGAGGAAGAAGACGAUGAGGUCGUCGACGAGGAGGAAGGGGGGAAGUAUCGAGCGCAGGAUGAGGAGGGUGACGAAUCGGACGGCUCAGAUUCGUCGAGCCCGCGGCACAGCAGCAGGCCUAGCUCCUACAACACCACAUGGCCCCAGAGCUACAGGCAAUCGAUGGACAUGUAUAGUAGUGUUACACCGCCGACUAUAGGGCUCUUGGGCACACCUACACUUGGCAGAUUGUCAAGUUCCUUCAUCACUUCCUCCUUCCGUGGGAAGCACACCCCAGAAAUCAUCACCUCACUCAUUAAACCCCUCUUGUCCACCUCCACAGUCGAUCAACAACAAGAAGGUGGAGAAGAAAGGAAGAGCUCUCAUUCACUGUUACUCCCUCCUCCAAUCCCAACACGGAGGCCAUCAGCAAAAAAGAUAAUCCGUGAUGAUCAUAAGCCUCACAAAGUCUCCCAUGAGUUGCCUGUCUCACAUCAAUGCUCCUAUGGACAAGCUGUGCUCAAUGGCAUAAAUGUUCUAUGUGGGGUUGGGAUCCUUUCGACGCCUUACGCCGUGAAGGAAGGUGGCUGGAUAGGACUCUCUAUACUGCUCAUAUUCGCAGUGCUUGCAUGGUACACUGGUAUUCUGCUGCGCUACUGUUUGGACAGCGAGCCGGGCCUGCAGACGUACCCAGAUAUUGGCCAGGCCGCAUUUGGCACCACUGGCCGGUUUGCUGUCUCUAUAAUACUUUACCUGGAACUCUAUGGUUGCUGUGUUGAGUACAUUAUACUAGAAAGUGAUAAUCUAUCUUCAUUGUUUCCCAACGCACACUUAGAUAUUGGUGGGCUGCAUCUAAAUUCUCAUCUACUCUUUGCCAUCAUGGCCGCUGCAAUCGUUCUCCCUACCACCUGGCUUCAAGAUCUCAGCAUUCUUAGUUACAUCUCAGCUGGAGGAGUUAUUGCAUCUUUGCUGGUGGUCUUUAGUUUGUUUUGGGUUGGGCUAGUGGAUCAAGUUGACUUUCAAAACGGGGGAACUUCACUAAAUCUCUCAGGGAUUCCAAUUGCUAUUGGGUUAUAUGGAUACUGCUACUCAGGCCAUGCAGUUUUUCCAAACAUAUAUUCCUCUCUAAAGAAACCUAACCAGUACCCAUCAGUUCUCUUCACUAGUUUUGCAAUUUGUACCGUGAUGUUUGCUGGAGCUGCUGUCAUGGGCUACAUCAUGUUUGGGGAUUCCACAUUAUCUCAGUUCACACUCAACAUGCCCCAUGAUCUGGUGAUGUCGAGGGUGGCUGUGUGGACUACGGUGGUGAAUCCGUUGACCAAAUAUGCAUUGACCCUGACUCCGAUGGCAUUGAGUUUGGAGGAGUUGAUACCAGCAAACCAUGUAAAAUCUCACAUGUAUGCCAUCAUCAUUAGAACAACUUUGGUGGUCUCCACCUUGCUUGUGGCACUUUCGGUCCCUUUUUUUGGUCUGGUGAUGUCUCUAAUUGGUUCCCUGCUCACCAUGCUUGUAACUUUGAUUCUUCCUUGUGCUUGCUUUUUGAGCAUUCUCAGGGGUAAAGUGGCCUGGACUCAGGUAUCAUUAUGCAUGUUCAUUAUCAUUGUAGGAGUCGUCUCCUGUGCCUUUGGCACAUUCUCAGCGAUAUCCAAGAUAAUUCAAAGUUUGAGUUGAUCUUUUGUUUAUCAUAUGAAGGUUGCACCUAAUGGCUUUCUAUUUUGUUAUAUUUGUUUAUCAUAUUUGUUUAUUUUUUGUUUUUCUUAUAAAUUAGGUCAGGGGAUCAUUAAUUGUAUUUUAGUUUGAAGAAAUAAAUUCUGAAAGAUUUCCUUGCCAAUAUGUACUGUUAUGUGAUCUCUAUGACUUUGAAUAAGGCAAGAUGUAUUUUGAAGAUUGGUCCUUCAAAUUUUACUCUAAUGAUGUAUUUUGCAUUAUGUCUUUUUGCU
Elaeis guineensis (African oil palm) is the source of this 2297-nucleotide messenger RNA. Its product is annotated as amino acid transporter AVT1C. Lineage: Eukaryota; Viridiplantae; Streptophyta; Magnoliopsida; Arecales; Arecaceae. The record is from RefSeq and is a predicted model, not a curated record.